AAAAUCUGAGUUUAUGACUCCAAGAGAACGAGGGGUUGACGUUCUCGAAUUUCUGAAGAAGUGUAUUACCAUUAAAAGUAACCACACAGAGCAACAUAAGUCUUUGAUGAAUAGAGGUUUACAUACAGACGAAAUGGAACAAAGAGAACAAGAAAAAGAAAUUGCGUAUAAAGGUUUAAAAUUCCACCCAGACGAUGAGUCAAGUUUGACACAUGCCGGGGAAACGAGACACGAGUCUCCGGAAACUUUAGGAAAUAUUUUCUUUCAGCUCUUUUUUGAAAGAAAAAUAAAGGGUUACAUUGUUUCGGAAAAGGAAUUAGAAUUCGAAUCAGUAUUACAGACGUCGUAAUGCAACUUACAGAUCAGGGAAUUUAGCCAAAAAUCAGUUUAAAUAAAUUUGAAUACACCAAUCGGCCACGAUACCUUACAAUUUUCCAAAAUAAAAAAAUCAAUGUUUUGCAUAAAGAGCUGUAAAAUUUCACUGCAUUUAAAUUUUAC
Molecule: messenger RNA, 498 nt
Organism: Leptopilina heterotoma
Lineage: Eukaryota; Metazoa; Arthropoda; Insecta; Hymenoptera; Figitidae
Exons: 5
Coding region: 14-349 (111 amino acids)
Source: RefSeq, a predicted model, not a curated record